UUACCUUGAGCAAACACACCCAGGAGAGACCAGUGAGUUGAUAAGCCUGUCUGGUUCAGUACACGUGUGUGACAAGGUAGUCCUCUUCAGUGUUUCAGAUUUGGGGUAACAGAAAUGCUCACAGUCUGAGGAGCUAGUCUUUCAACCUCUACACUACAAGACAAGUCUUGCUCCAAUCUCAUCAAUGGACUAAACAAACCAUUCAAAGGAGAACAGGCUUCUACUUGCCACACAGCUACCAAAGUUCAACAACCAUUUCCUUUCAACUGACCCAUCCUUUUAAACUUCUGCCUUAAAAUCAUCACACACACACGGAGACAGUGUCCAAGAUGCCUCUGAAGACCGCCAUGUACUUCAAGUCUGCCACCUUGCGUUCGACCCGCAAGCAGAAGCGCCUGUCCGUCAACAUGAUCAGCCUGCCAUUGGGCGACUUCCGCCACCUCUCUCACAUCGGUCUGGACGCCAGGGGUGAGGCUAUCGGUGACCUCUCGGCUCUCCAGAGGAGCGGCAGCCUAAUCCUCCGCAGCUCCCAGAGCCACCAGGACCUCUUCCAGACCGCCACCCCCAACGGGUCCCCCCCACCUCCCCCCAAGCCCCCUCGGCUCCUGAGUCCGGAGGAGAGGAAGGCACAGGCCAUAACCAAGCCCAGUUCCCUCUCCCAAGGUCGCAAACACAAAAAGUGCCAUUCUCUGCCUUUGCUCGAUACCAUCGAGGUGGUGGAAUGUGAUGAUCAUGGACAAGAGCAGUCCAUGCCAGCACAGCAGGAAGGGAGAAAUGCAGGUUUGACAAUGCAGCUGGGGGUUUCAAAAUUGGAUGGGGGCUCCACCCACAUCCCAUGUUCCCUGGUGGAGGCCCCCGUAGUGGAAGAAGAUCCAUGCUUUGCCUUGGACCUUGACUUGGGGCCUUCCAUUCUGGAGGAUGUGCUACAUGUGAUGGACAGGCUCCACCAGUGAGACUUUAGGCUCGGUGGAAAUUCUAGCAGAUGGGAUUUCAUUUUAAGGUACUUUUUAAGCACCAACCUGUAUAUAUGAACAAAAUCUCGAUUUGUCGAAGGACGCUAAUGUAAACCUAUGUUCUUAGGCUACUAUAAGUAGAAAUGUAUCGUGAGUGCUUCUACUUGAAGCCCUUAUUUUCCGAGAAAUUAGAGAAACAGGAAUAUAUUAGACUUUUCUUCACUUGACUCAUGGUAUUUGAGAACAGCUGUGAUGUCACAUAGUGUGGGACAGACACAGAAACUGUGUGUGUCACAAAGUUCCAGACACUCAACUAUGAGACAGAGCUGUGUGUGUGACAAAUGUUUAUGACUAACACUUGUCAGUAAAACCUUAUUGUGAAAGCACCAGUUGGUUAUUUUGUGCUGACAAUACAGGCUAACGUACACUAUUGUACUGGGAUAUCAUUGCAUCAGGCUGGAGGUAACUGUGACUCAUGAUUCAUGCAGGACAUUUUUUAUUUUAAACACACACAAAAACACAAAACCUUUGGUUGCCAACAGUUAUACUGUAACACUUCCAGUGACAGUGAACAUGGUGGCUAUAUAGAUGAACAUGUUGUCAGUUCAUUUUAUAGGUCACUUUGGGAGGUAUCUCACGUGAUUGCUUAAGCAAGCAGUGAAAGCUAAUCUAACUUGGACAAUAAACCACUGUAGUUAUGCCUAUGUAUGCAUCUUUAUGACAUGGUUCAAACAGUCAAUAAAAAUCUCAGGAAAUGACAGUCUUGAAAGAAGUUAGCGGGCAAUUAUUUUCUCUAUUGUGCUUUGAAGGAAAACUGUUGAAACAAAUGUGGGGAUUUCUUCAUAUUAGGAAGAGUUCUGGUUUUGCUUGCGUUAAUGCACUACUGCUGAUCUUUUUCUGAACAACCCUUUUAACUAAAUGUGAAAUAACGAGCAUACAAUACUUCUGUGUCAUGCCUUUUUCUGUCACUACAUGCAGACAAUACUGCCAACUUGUGGUGGCAAAACAGACAGCAUGUGCAAAGUGCUGUGUUUUUUCACCAACAAACUAUUAUAAAUUGUGUAAGAAAAUACAAAGUUUCUGAACCAAGUUUCUUGUUUAACUUAUUGUUGUAUCAUUGUUUUCACUGGCUAUAUAUGGUGAACACAAAGUGUAGCAAGGUAGACUUCUAUUAAACAACAAUAUGUCAGUGAAGAUUUCAAUGUAAAUCAAAAUCCUUCACUUCAAGGUUUUUAACCGACCAUGUUUGACAUUUACUCACAAACUUACAAAACAAGUUAGCGAAGGGCUUGU
Molecule: messenger RNA, 2246 nt
Organism: Hypomesus transpacificus
Lineage: Eukaryota; Metazoa; Chordata; Actinopteri; Osmeriformes; Osmeridae
Product: cdc42 effector protein 3-like
Exons: 2
Coding region: 330-953 (207 amino acids)
Source: RefSeq, a predicted model, not a curated record